GCCUCUCAAGCCUUAUCCUCGUCUCGCCUCGUGCUCUCCACGACACCUCCGCGCGCGCGCCAACGUACUUGGCGCGCAUGUGACCCGCGCGAACGCACGCGCCUCGUCGUCGUCGUCUCGUCCCAUGCAACCGCCCGUGACGCCGGCGAGCUCGGCCGCCGGCGCGCCCCCGCCCCCACCACCACCCACCACCACCUGUUCCACCUCCUGCCGCUUCGUCUUGCCCCCGACGAGGAGGCAUCUGCUCGCGUCGUCCGCCUCCUCCCUGCUCCUCGCCGCCGCCGCCGCCGCCGCGGCGCCCCGCGCGGCGAGCAGCGAGGACGACGACGCCGUCACCAGCUACGACCCGGUGACAGCGGCGGAGCGCGCGGCGAGCGCGUCGGUGUCGCGGCGCGUCGGGGAGGCGGUGCGGCUGCUGGACCUGGGGCGCGACCUGCAGGCGCGCGGCGAGUUCCCGGCGGCGCUGGCGUCGUUCACGGCGGUGGCGACGGAGUACGGGGACCUGUCGCUGUCGGGGUACGCCCGCGUGGGGCGGGCGCUGGUGCUGUACGAGGUGGGCGACCGCGACGACGCCAUCGCGGAGAUGGAGGACGCGUCGGUGGCGCUGCGGGGUUACCCGGAGAUCCACGCGGCGCUGGCGGCGGCGCUCUACGCCGACAAGCACGCGGCGCUGCUCGCCGAGAACCAGUUCGCCAUCGCCACGCUGCUGGACCCGCACUACACCGACCUCGCCUACGUCAGGGACACCAAGCACUGGCCCCCCAGCCUCGUCGACUCGCUCCGCCACUUCAUCACCCUCUCCUGAUCAUUGCUUGAUCAAUUGAGCUUUGAUUUGAUUAAUUAAUCAAGCUAUAGCUGUUCGUAAUCCACACCACAAUUUGAUGGACUCUUAUCGUAUGGUUUUGGGGUUCAUCUAAAUUAUGUAUCUAUACGUGAAAUUGUUCAUGUCUGAACGAUUUUUGAACAUUGGAUAGUGGGUAUGUAUAAUGGGCAGGAAAUGAAUUACUAGAGAGGAGAAUCAAAGAGUUUUGGUGUUUGGUUAUAACUUUGUGAAUGUAUAAUGGGCUCUCAUGAUCUAGCUUGAUUGCUUGAUUAAUCAAGCUAACUGUUCAUAAUCCACACCACAAUUCGAUGGACUCGUAA
This is a messenger RNA of Oryza sativa Japonica Group (Japanese rice), 1143 nucleotides long. RefSeq lists its product as uncharacterized. NCBI's taxonomy places the organism in Eukaryota, Viridiplantae, Streptophyta, Magnoliopsida, Poales, Poaceae. Gene Ontology annotation, molecular function: protein binding. The record is from RefSeq and is a predicted model, not a curated record.